AGAUAUUUGUUAAGACACUAACCGGCAAGACCAUCACCCUUGAGGUUGAAUCUUCUGACACUAUUGAUAAUGUAAAGGCCAAGAUUCAAGACAAGGAUGCAAAUAUUCAUUAAGACUCUCACCGGCAAGACCAUCACCCUUGAAGUUGAAUCUUCCGAUACUAUUGAUAAUGUGAAAGCUAAAAUUCAAGAUAAAGAGGGUAUUCCACCGGACCAGCAAAGGUUAAUCUUUGCUGGGAAACAAUUAGAGGAUGGUCGCACCCUUGCGGACUACAAUAUCCAGAAGGAGUCCACCCUCCACCUGGUGCUCCGCCUCCGUGGUGGCCAGUGAACCCUUGUCCUGCUCGUUUGCUGCUUUGGUGUGUGAGUGUCUCUUAUGUUGAUAAUGUUGUCUGUGGUUAAGUGUCCUCGUCAGUUGACAAUGUUAUGCUGGAACUCAUGUUAAUGUGUGGCAAUAAUAUUUCGGUAACUUCUGGUCUUUGCAUACUCUUUUUGUAUGGCCAUAUUUUGUCUCUGAUGUAGUUCUUUCUCUGUUUGAUAUUUCUUAUAUCGCCAGUUUAAUCAA
Molecule: messenger RNA, 564 nt
Organism: Musa acuminata subsp. malaccensis (wild Malaysian banana)
Lineage: Eukaryota; Viridiplantae; Streptophyta; Magnoliopsida; Zingiberales; Musaceae
Source: RefSeq, a predicted model, not a curated record